This is a messenger RNA of Euleptes europaea (tarantolino), 1032 nucleotides long. RefSeq names its product nudix hydrolase 13 (gene NUDT13). Gene Ontology annotation, molecular function: hydrolase activity; metal ion binding. Lineage: Eukaryota; Metazoa; Chordata; Lepidosauria; Squamata; Sphaerodactylidae. The record is from RefSeq and is a predicted model, not a curated record. The transcript is spliced from 8 exons. The coding region runs from base 1 to 1032 and encodes 343 amino acids.
AUGGUGGUCCCUGUCACUUGUCGUGUGGGAUACAGAAAAGUUCCCUCCCUGUGUUACAGGUCCUGUUCCACUUAUAUCAGGAGAAUGAGAUAUUUGUCUGAGCUAAAAGAAGAUGAUGAUGCUUGCAGACAAGCCUACAACUCAGGAUCUUUCUUCCUGUUUCACAAUCUCUCUCCCUUCUUGCAGCGCAAAGGAAAAAUGUUCUUGGCCCCAAAGAUAAACACACCAGAUAUUAAAAGGAUCCUUCUGAAAUUCAGCCAGAGUGAAAGGUGGAUAGAGGACUCCGUGCUGGUUGGCUGUUCAGAGGAGUGUACGCCAUAUUUUGCUUUGGACCUAGGAUCUUUGGAGAGAGCUGCCAUGGAAUCCGAACUUGGUGGAUCAUUUGCAGAUGCAUGGAAAGCAUUAUUCCAGUUAGAGAAGGAAGAUUCAGCACUGAUUUUCUUGGCUCAGGCUCUCCUUCGCUGGCAUAACAACAAUCAGUAUUGUGGGAAAACGGGGCAGCCCACCGAGAAGAACCUGUCUGGGAGCAAACGGGUGUGCCACAGCAGUGAAAUAAUCUGUUACCCACAGAUGUCUCCUGUGGUUAUUACUUUGGUAUCUGAUGGGAGUCGGUGCCUUCUUGUACGGCAAGCAUCGUUUCCUAAAGGGAUGUACAGCGCUCUGUCUGGCUUCUGUGAUGUGGGUGAGACUCUGGAAGAGACGGUCAGACGGGAAGUGGCAGAAGAAGUGGGAUUAGAAGUGGAGACUCUCUGGUACUCUGCUUCCCAGCACUGGCCGUUCCCAAACAGCUCAUUAAUGAUAGGCUAUCAUGCCAUGGUGCGUCCACAACAGAGCAAGAUCAGUAUCAACAGACAGGAACUAGAAGCUGCCAAAUGGUUCAGCCUCGAGGAGGUAGAGCGAGCCCUUGGAAGGGAACCAAAGCCUUCCCAGGAGAAGGACGACAGCCUCUCCUUUUGGGUGCCACCUAAGCAAGCCAUCGCCCACCAGUUGAUUCAGGAAUGGGCUAAGAAGCAGGCCGUCAUACCUGUUUAG